Molecule: messenger RNA, 663 nt
Organism: Aphanomyces astaci
Lineage: Eukaryota; Oomycota; Saprolegniomycetes; Saprolegniales; Verrucalvaceae
Exons: 2
Coding region: 1-663 (220 amino acids)
Source: RefSeq, a predicted model, not a curated record
AUGCUCCCAAGUGGAAACGUCAAGGUUGACUGGUUCAAGGCAAUGGAGCAAAACUUUGUGCGCCGACAGCUCAACGACAAUGUCGAGUCAAGUCCUGGGUUACCUGUCGGGAUAUCCCUGCACAUCAUGCGGCGUGGUGGUUGUUUCUACCGCGUGUUUGAGUCGCCUGAGCGGCGUUUUGACUUCCGGGAGCUUAUGGCCUGGUGUCGCUGGGGGGAUGCAAAGACCUGCUGUGAGUACCUUGUCACAAGAACAUUGAGCAAUGCCAUUGACCCGCGCUUGUUGCUUGAGAAACGGUCCCUGGUUCCAAGUGGUGUUCAUGGUGGUAAUCUUGGUGUGCAUCUUACAGCGGACAACAUCGCAGCUGCGGUGAUGAAGUGUCUGCGCGUGGAGUCAGUCUUGUCGCAACACGUUGGGCUGCCCGUGGCAAAGCGGCAGCAGACAAUGCAAGAAUUCGUGGUACCGAAGAGUAUUCCGACUGCUCGUUCAGGGAAGGAAGCAUGGGAGCAAUGGUUUUCAGUGGAUCCCAAGCGUGGUGUUUACUGUGCCCUCAAGGACUAUUCCAAGGAAAUGAUCAAGAGUGACCGUCGAAAGUACUCCGAGCGGCAGACCCUGGCGACUGCUUUCAACAAAUUCGUACUGGGGUUUGCUUCAAGAAGUUAG